UUGGCUUUAAAGGUCAUUCUGUGGUUGAGUUGUUUCGGUUCGGGUGUAUCAUAUAAGACAUGAUUGGGUGUAUUUUGUAUCAUAUCUAUGGGUGUAUUCACAGUUCUGAUGGUUUAUUGUGCAGCCUCUCUCUGUUGUUGAUGACGAGCUUGUUCCGAAGGUUGGAAUGACCUUUAGGACCCUUGAAGAUGCCGGAAAAUUUUACAGGGACUAUGCCAAGGCUGCAGGUUUCUCUACAAGAGUUCGGUGCACAAAUAGGAAGGGAAACGAGAUUAAGAAUCAACUGAUUACAUGUAGCAGAGAGGGAAAAUGGAAAUCUAAAAUAUCUCCAACCGAGAAGACCAAUCCGACAGCCGGUUUAAACUGUCCUGCAAGAAUUUAUAUACACACAUUGAAGGAUGUCGGUGCUUGGAUCAUUUCAAAGGUUGUGCUGGAUCAUUCACACCCCUGCUGUCCAAGCAAAGCAGAGAUGCUCAAACAGCACAGGGAACUAAGCAUGUCCAUUCGUCGUACGAUAGAGAAUAACGACGAGGCCGGUAUCAGACCAAGCAAAACCUACCAAUCAUUUGUUGCGGCUGCCGGGGGUCACCGCGAGUUAAAUUUUAUCGAAAAGGACGUGAGGAAUUACAUUACCAGGGAAGUGCGGAAUGUUUCCGAACAAGAAGAUGCAAAGGAAUUCGGGAAAUAUUUCUUAAGAAUGAAAGAGAAGAAUCCGAAUUUCUUUUUUGAGCUCGAACUCGAGGAGGAUCAAUCGAUUAAGCUGGCCUUUUGGGCCGACGCAAGAAGCAGAGCGGCCUGUGAGUAUUUCGGAGACGUCAUUUCAUUCGACACCACCUACAAUACAAACAGGUAUAAUUUGGUCUGUGGUUCUUUUGUCGGGGUGAAUCACCACGGCCAGUCAACACUUCUCGGAUGCUCUUUGAUGAAGAACGAAGAAAUUGAAUCAUUCAAAUGGUUAUUUCAAUGCUGGCUUCGUUGCAUGGGAGGAAACGCUCCGAAAGGUUUUCUCACCGAUCAGUGCGCAUCAAUGAAAAGGAAGAUUCCAAGCAAAUUAAACGGGUACAAGGCACACGCCGAUAUCGAACAACAAAUGAGCCAUGUUGUUUGGAACUCUCACAGCAAAGACUCGUUCGAUAGGAAUUGGAACGAUUUUCUGGUGAAUUUUGGUCUUGCCGACAACAAGUGGCUCUUAGGUAAUGUGUUUUUAAAUUCUGCAGCAGAGGUGUAA
This is a messenger RNA of Arachis duranensis, 1228 nucleotides long. RefSeq names its product protein FAR-RED IMPAIRED RESPONSE 1-like. The coding region runs from base 167 to 1228 and encodes 353 amino acids. The transcript has 3 exons. NCBI's taxonomy places the organism in Eukaryota, Viridiplantae, Streptophyta, Magnoliopsida, Fabales, Fabaceae. The record is from RefSeq and is a predicted model, not a curated record.